AUGAGUUCUGUUUGUAAAUGUGAUUGUGGUAAACUAAAUUCAUCAAUGAACGAUGUAAAUUGGAGUCGACAUAUUAACGCAUGUAAAGUUCGAAAAAUUAAAAGAAACUCGCAUGAUAUAAAAUCGUUUUUUUCUGGAAACGAGAAUAAAAAAAGCAAAUUGUUUCACCAAUUUCCUGAUGUAAAAAAUAAUCUUGUUGUUAAAAAUGAUUUAAAUGAAGACCAAAGUAUACUAGUUAAUAAAGAAUUUUUGGUUGAAUGUGAAUUUCAAAAAGACACUGAGAUAAACUCAGAUUUGAAAAAUAAAGUUCUUGCUGAUGUGGACAAUGAUUUAAACGAAUAUCACAGUCUACCAGUUAAUAAAGAAUCUUUGGUUGAAUGUGAAUUUCAAAAAGACACUGAGAUAAACUCAGAUUUGAAAAAUAAAGGUAUAUACCUACUUAUU
Aphis gossypii (cotton aphid) is the source of this 444-nucleotide messenger RNA. RefSeq lists its product as uncharacterized. The record is from RefSeq and is a predicted model, not a curated record. The annotation marks the transcript as partial. NCBI's taxonomy places the organism in Eukaryota, Metazoa, Arthropoda, Insecta, Hemiptera, Aphididae. The transcript is spliced from 3 exons.